AAUAGUGAUUUACAAUAGGAGAAUUACAUAUGUUAGCACGUGAUGCGGAAAGGUAUGCUUUAGCCUUCAUAAAGAAAUUUGGUAGUAGUAAUAAAAUUCAGUAUUUUUUACCACUUGUAUUCAAUUCAACACAAGCAAUACAAAAGGGUUGGAAUGAAGAACAUUUUGAUAGACUAUAUGAACAGUUUAUUGCUCAACAAGCUAGACAGCCUAGACAAAACAAUACAUAUCAUUUUCAACCAAAUACUGGUCCCCAAGCAAAUACAGAGCAACCACAAACCAUCCGUAUAGAACAUGUGCAAGUCAAUACACAUUCGGAUUUUUGGGAUUGUUUACUAUUGCAAUGUUGGUUUAACUCUUUAUUUGGUGGACGCGGUCAUACCACUAAUAACAUAACUAACUUCAAUUAUGGUAAUGGUGGUAACAAUAGUACCAAUCAUACAGAUAAGAAAAAAGAAGCGGAUGAUGGUAGAAAACUGUUAGCUGCAGGUAUAGUAGUUGUGGUUGUGGUCGCUAUCUUUCACAUUUCAAUAUGUUAUCAGUACCACAGUAGCAAAAAAACGGCAAGAAAGUCAGGGAAAAUAGAUUAUUUAGAUAACAGGCUGAAGACACUUAGAAAUAUAGAAUUUCUAGGUUCUGCUGCUUCUUUGGCCGGUUUAAUAGCUUGUGUUGUCUAUCCAGUUUUACCAACUUGGGGUUUAGUUGCUCUCGGCAUUCAUUCUUUGGUAUGUUUUAUGGGUGGCUUAGCUUUUCAUAUGAAACAUGAAAGAGAAGCAGAUGAUAUUAAGUUAGCCAAAAGCACAGUAGCAAGUUAUCUUAACCAAGCACCAUCAGCACCUGACCCAAAUGAUUUUCCUUAUUAUGGCCCACCACCUCCUUAUUCUGAUCCUGGAUUUAAUUCAAAUGUCUUUCCUCCUAACAGCCAAUUCAACGAUGUUGGUGUUCCAGUGGGGCAACAACCAAGUAAAGUUCUGUAAACAUCAAAUGCACCUAAAUACUGGUAAUUUAUGCAGUUACCA
Cinara cedri is the source of this 1019-nucleotide messenger RNA. The record is from the annotation of a GenBank genome assembly. NCBI's taxonomy places the organism in Eukaryota, Metazoa, Arthropoda, Insecta, Hemiptera, Aphididae.